UAAAGGAGGAGAAGAGUGAGCAGCUGUCGGCAGACGGAGUGUCAAGGCGCGAUGACGGAGCGGAAGGGAACGGCUAAAGUAGACUUCUUGAAGAAGAUCGAAAAGGAAAUCCAACAGAAAUGGGAGGAUGAGGGAGCGUUUGAGGUUAAUGCUUCAGAUGCUACUAGCCGAAAAAGCAAUGGGAAAUACUUUGCCACCUUUCCGUACCCAUACAUGAAUGGCCGGCUUCACCUAGGACACACAUUUUCUUUAUCUAAGUGUGAGUUUGCAAUUGGAUUCCAGAAGCUAAAAGGAAAAGCUUGCCUCUUCCCUUUUGGGUUGCAUUGUACUGGGAUGCCCAUUAAGGCAUGUGCAGAUAAACUGAAAAGAGAAAUGGAGCUGUAUGGCUGCCCACCAGAAUUCCCCGAUGAAGAAGAAGAAGAGGAGGACGACUCCAAGGAGGAAGAAGUUGUCAUCAAAGACAAGGCUAAAGGCAAAAAGAGUAAGGCUGCUGCCAAAACUGGCUCUUCAAAGUACCAGUGGGGAAUCAUGAAAUCUUUAGGCCUUUCUGAUGAAUAAAUAGUGAAGUUCUCAGAAGCUGAGCAUUGGCUUGAUUAUUUCCCGCCUUUAGCCAUUCAAGAUUUAAAGAGUAUGGGGCUCAAGGUUGAUUGGAGGCGUUCUUUUGUUACCACUGAUGUCAACCCUUAUUAUGAUUCCUUUGUACGAUGGCAGUUUCUCACUC
This is a messenger RNA of Anolis sagrei ordinatus, 721 nucleotides long. The record is from RefSeq and is a predicted model, not a curated record. Lineage: Eukaryota; Metazoa; Chordata; Lepidosauria; Squamata; Anolidae.